GAAUGUUUGUCAUUACAACAAAUAAGAAGAAAAAAAAGAAGUAGUUGCGAAAUUUGCAACAAAAUUUACACAGUGAAGCUUGUUUUUUUGCAAAUAUUUUGUUUGAAAGAAAUUUUAAUUCUGAUUAAAGAAAGUAAAACGAAAAUAAUUUUGAAGAGAGCAGCAUUUCAACAACAACAAAUAUUUGUACAAUUUCAGGAGUCCAUUACUUUAGGAUAUCUUGUUAAUUUUUUUUCUUAAACGACGAUAAAUACACACAUUAUUUGGAAAAUGGAAAUCCAACAGUUGGAGAUAUUGUGUAAACAGCUAUAUGAAGCCACAGAUUCUGCUUUGCGUUCCAAUGCCGAAAAGACUUUGGUACAAUUUGUUAGCAGCCAAGAUGCUCUGCCCAAAUGUCAAAUGUUGUUGGAUCGUGCCGAUUCCAGCUAUGCUCAAUUAUUGGCCGCCACCACCUUGACUAAGUUGAUACAAGGUUUAAAUUUGGAACAACGCAUUGAUAUUAGGAGUUAUAUUCUUAAUUAUUUGGCCAAUAGACCGAAUUUGCAACAUUUCGUAGUGCAGGCCUUGGUAACGCUUUUAGCUAAAAUAACCAAGUAUGGUUGGUUCGAUACCUACAAAAAUGAACAUAUAUUUCAGAAUCUAUUGGAAGAUGUAAAAACUUUUUUACAGGGCUCUGUGGAACACUGUACAAUUGGAGUGCAAAUUCUUUCACAAUUAGUUUUAGAAAUGAAUUCAAUUGUGGAGGUUGAUGCCAAUAUAUCAUUUUCCAAAAAUCGUAAAAUUGCUACAUCAUUCCGUGAUCAACAACUCUUCGACAUAUUUCUGUUGUCGUGUAAUCUUCUGGUUACAGCACGUGAUAAUAGUAAAACAUUGAAUUUCAUGGACGAAUCGCAACAAGCUUAUGUCAAUCUUGUUUCUCAUGUAUUGCGGCUAACAAAGAACUGUUUGAGUUUCGAUUUCAUUGGCAGUUCAACAGAUGAGUCAUCUGAUGAUAUGAAUAGCGUUCAAAUACCCACAUCAUGGCGUCCGGCAUUUUUAGAUGCAAAUACCUUGAAAUUAUUUUUCGAUUUGUAUCAAAUAUUACCCAAUGGUUUGGCCAGCUAUUCGUUAGCUUGUUUGGUACAGAUGACAUCUGUACGUCGUUCUUUAUUCAAUAAUUCGGAACGUACCAAGUUUCUUACACAUCUGGUGGAAGGUGUUAAAAAUAUACUGGUCAACUUACACGGUUUAAGUGAUCCUGAUAAUUACCAUGAAUUUUGUCGUCUUUUGGCCCGUUUAAAGUCUAACUAUCAAUUGGGUGAAUUGAUUGCAGUGCCUUGUUAUCCCGAAGCUAUUGCAUUAAUUGCUAAAUUUACCGUGCAAUCAUUACAGAUGUGGCAAUUUGCCCCUAAUAGUGUACAUUAUUUGCUAACCUUAUGGCAACGUAUGGUGGCUUCAGUUCCUUAUGUUAAAUCUGCCGAACCUCAUUUAUUAGGCACCUAUACACCAGAGGUAACAAAAGCCUAUGUUGAAUCACGUCUAGAUGCCGUUCCCGUCAUAGUACGCGAUAAUAUUGAUGAUCCCCUGGAUGAUUUGUGCAUGGUACAACAACAAUUGGAACAACUAUCUGUCAUCGAACGCUGUGAAUAUGAUAAAACGUGCCAAUUAUUGGUUCAGCAUUUCGAUCAAAAAGCCCGUGAAUAUGAAAAUUUACUCCAAACACCCAACUCAAAUCCCAUGGAUAUCAGCAUACAUGAAUUACAAUUGACAUGGUUGGUGUAUAUCAUAGGUUCGGCAAUUGUCGGUCGCCUGACGGUCAAUUCGAAUGAUGAACAUGAUACCAUGGAUGCUGAAUUGGUUAUCAGAGUUUUUCAGUUAAUGAGAUUAACAGAUGCUCGUCUACCGCAAGCAGGCUGUGAAAAACUUGAAUUGGCUAUCUUAAGUUUCCUGGAGCAGGUGCGCAAAAUGCAUAUCAGUGAACAAACACAAAAGGCAAAUGUUUACAAGCGUUUAAGUGAAGUAUUUGGUAUCAGUGAUGAACAAAUGCUCUUAAGUUUUAUCAAUCGUAAAAUUAUAACAAAUCUGAAAUUUUGGGGCCAUUCAGAGCAAAUUAUAACGAAAACUUUAAUGCUGCUAUCAGAUCUCUCUGUGCAUUUCAAUUCCGUGCGAAAAUUAGCAAAACUAGAGGAAGUGCAGUUUAUGCUUACACAUCAUACGAGCGAACAUUUUCCAUUUUUGGGAACUAAUUCCUCAUUAACGGAAAUGCGUUGUCGUACCAUGUUUUAUACGUCCCUUGGACGUCUUUUAAUGUUUGAUUUGGGCGAAGAUGAAGAGAGAUUUUAUAGUUUUCUAACUCCCUUAACCAAUCAAUUUGAAAACCUGGGUCCUGUUCUUAUGGACACCAAUAGUUUUCCCAACGAGGAAGCCAAAAAGGCGAUUAUUGGCUUGGCCAGAGAUUUGCGAGGUCUAGCUCAACCCUUAACAUCACGUGUUCCUUAUACCAUGCUCUUUGAGUGGUUAUACUACUCCGAUUAUCUACCCAUGUUAAUACGAGCUGUUGAACUUUGGGCCCAUGAUCCUGCUGUCACAACACCAGUGUUAAAACUUUUUGCCGAAUUAGUGCAUUGUCGUACGCAACGUUUACAGGGCAACGUUUCCAGUCCCAUGGGUAUUUUGUUAUUCCGUGAAGCAUCAAAACUUAUUUGUAUCUAUGGUAAUCGUAUUUUGCAUUUGGAUGUACCACGUGAUCAACAAUAUCCCAUGCGUCUGAAAGGCAUCUCAGUGUGUUUCACCAUUCUCAAGAAUGCAUUGGGUGGGAACUAUGUUAAUUUUGGUGUUUUCAAACUAUACGGUGAUGAUACAUUGGAUAAUGUUUUGAAUAUUGCUGCAAAAAUGAUCAUGUCAAUACAACAGAAUGAUUUGUUGGAAUAUCCCAAAUUGGCCUCAUCCUAUUUCAAUUUAUUGAAUUGUUUAUCACAAGAUCAUAUAAGUUUUCUGGCUGGCCUAGAACCUGGUGCAUUUGUUUACAUUCUAGAAAGUCUAUCUAAAGGUUUUACAGCUUUGGAUUCGACUAUUUAUAUAACCUGUUGUUCCAUUUUGGAUAGCAUUGUAUCCUAUAUAUUUAAGCAACUUCAGUUGAAAAUGUCUACAUUCCCAAAUAAAAAAUUACGCAGUUUAACUCCGGAAAAUGCUAGAUUUUUAGAGGUUGUUAAAAUGAAUUCGGAAUUGUUACAAAAUAUGAUGUCAACUUUAUUAAAUAAUGUGAUGGCCGAAGACUGUCGGAAUCAGUGGUCUAUGUCAAGACCUCUAUUAGUUUUAAUACUUUUGUACGAAGAUUACUUUAGAUCUCUUAAAGAAAACAUUCUACGCGCACAACCUUUAGACAAACAACAAAUAAUGGCCCAAUGGUUUGAUGAUUUAAUGAGCGGCAUUGAACGAAAUGUUUCCAGUAAAAAUAAAGAGAAAUUCACUCAUAAUUUGUCAUCCUUCCGUCGUGAUGUGGUAAACUUGCCGAAAAUAUCGAAUUAUAGCACUGAUAAUUCGUAUCAAAUUUAUUCGGAAAAUAAUUAUUCGGUUUCGGUGUGAUUCUUUACAUCUAACGAAAAGCAUUAAAACACGGACUGCUUUCAUAAUAAACUGAAACAAAAUAAAAUUCAUUUUGGAUAAUGUUUUUUUUUAAACUAAAUUUAAUAAAGAAAAAAGUAAAAAAAUAAUGAUACUAUCCAACCAA
Messenger RNA from Lucilia sericata (common green bottle fly), 3709 nucleotides. It is a transcript of the gene Ranbp16, whose product is annotated as ran-binding protein 16. Bases 271 to 3564 code for a protein of 1097 amino acids. Lineage: Eukaryota; Metazoa; Arthropoda; Insecta; Diptera; Calliphoridae. The record is from RefSeq and is a predicted model, not a curated record. Gene Ontology annotation, cellular component: nuclear pore; cytoplasm. The transcript has 20 exons. Gene Ontology annotation, biological process: protein export from nucleus. Gene Ontology annotation, molecular function: nuclear export signal receptor activity; small GTPase binding.